AUGGCAAAAUUAGGGGAUUUGUGCCUCGAGAGAUAUCAAAGUCAAAAAGAAUGUUAUGCUUAUUUUAAUUGGAUCUUUAAUGAUAUUCGCUACUACUACUAUUUUAAUCAAUAUAAGACAUCUAAUUUCAGGAAUAAAAUUGAUGCAAUUCAUGAUCCUAUUUUAAGACAUAUUGCUAUACACCUGAUAGCAAAUUACGAUGAAGCUCAAAAAUAUUUUAGUGAAAAUGGAAAAUGGCAAAAUAAUUAUGCUUGUGAAUCGUUAAAUAAAUGGCUCGAUAAUAAAAAGAGUUAUUUCACGCAUGCACUUCAUUGUAAAGGAAAUGUUCAUUUGUGGGAUAAAACGAUUGAACCAUUAUGGAAUGAACUGGAAUCUCAUUAUAAAAAUAAUGGAAAGAGUGUAAACAAUAUAGAGAGUUUAAAUAAAUGGUGUGAAAGAUAUAAUUUAUUCAGAGGACAUCUUGAGCUACCAAAUGUAUUGAAUCCUAUAUGUUAUAAGCAUGUUCCUAAAGAUUAUAAAUGUGUUCGACCAUUUCCACCAACUAAAUGUUCAUUAUUCAAUACAUGCAAAACAGUAAAAACAUAUUAUGAAAAAUGUAAAUCUAAUGGAGAUGUAGGAAAUGUUUCUUAUUUACGUUCCUACUUUGCCCAACCUAUUGCUAAUGGAAAUUCAUUCUUUGAGGGAAUCCAGGAUGUUACAUUCUCACGUCAAGUGCAAAAUCAUUGCUGUUCUUCGUUAGAGUAUGCUGUUCCAAUUUCUGUAUGUCUUUCCUUUUUUGGAACACUCCUAAUUCUAUUUUUAUUUAAGAAAUAUACACCUCUUGGAACUAAAUUUUCAUAUAGAGGCAUAAAUAAAAAAAGGCUCAGAGAUAAUUUCAACGAAGAGCUAGAAUACGAAGAAAAUGCAAGAUCUAUGAUUGAAAAUACACAUAGCGCACCUAGAAUAAAUAAUAUAUAUUACCAAUCUGUGAGGAACUAA
Messenger RNA from Plasmodium gonderi, 978 nucleotides. Its product is annotated as variable surface protein. The record is from RefSeq and is a predicted model, not a curated record. The transcript has 3 exons. NCBI's taxonomy places the organism in Eukaryota, Apicomplexa, Aconoidasida, Haemosporida, Plasmodiidae. The coding region runs from base 1 to 978 and encodes 325 amino acids.